UCUCUUCCACCAACCCUCCUCUCUCUUCAUCCGGGAUACCUCGACGUCAAUAGGCUUCGAAGAACGACUCACUCGUUGUCGCCUUCAAGAUGCCUGCCGUCACAAGACCUGUCCUUCCACCGCUCCAGACCCCAAAGACUGCCUCGUUCCCCUCCGAGAUUGUCAACACCCCAGUGUCAUGUGUAUCGGCCGUCAUCAAGCAGGAGAGUGCUGGGACACCGAUUACACCUCCGGUAGCCUACACCGAUUUCCUCAAAGCUCUUACACCAGUCUUGGGAAGCCCUCCCCCGGCCGGGACUCUGCAACGAACCUUCUCAGAUGAGUCGACAAGUACAAGAGACUCUAUGAUCUCAACCACCUCUACUUCCUCAAGCCUACAAUCAUCCCGAAGCGAAGGUCACAAGUCUGCCUCUGGUUCCGUUCCACCAACUCCGAAUACUCGCAGAACUCCCACUCAUCUAAGACGUCUGCGCAUACCUCAUUCUCCGGCGUUCUCCCCUAGCACUUGUGGUCCUUCUCCGCGUACUGCCUUUAGUGGCAUGAGCAGUGGCAGCAUGCUCUAUUCUCCAUACUCGCCCGCCGACUGGAGCCUAGAUAGUGCUGGUCGACGUUAUUUCGACAACACGCCCAGGAGUGCUUGUUCUAAACCCGUCAGCGUACGAUCAGUCAUGACAAGAACAGUCACCUACAAAAGAUCACCACCACUAGAUCCGGCGCCCAAGGGCAAAAAGCGCAAAGUUGAAGCCUCCGAAAUGCCACCUCCGUCUACCACAAAGGAAACCGGUAUCAUCCCUGUGGACAAAUUCCCGUCGACGUUGAUUGAAUCAUCUUCCACCGUCGUAGCAUCACCCAAAGUUAUGAAAGUCACGACGCCUACUGCAGUCCCCACCACCACUGCUGUGGCAUGACUUUGACAGUCAUCGUCCCCAGAGAACGAUCUGAGCCCACUGCACAAUGGCAGUAUCUUUUACGACUUGACUCAUUUAGAGUCCUUACGACAGCUUUGCAAUUUCUUUCAUAUAUGAUACCACAUCAUUACUGCUGGGCACAGGCGCUCGGCGUACUGGUACGACGAGCGCGCCGAAUUUAGCACACGACUAUUGCGUCUACCAUCAGUACGAAUGCUACAUUUUAUGCAUUGGAGGGGAAGUCAUCAGAGUACGAUGACCGUCUGCGAUACUUCGAUCACGGGGGGCAAAUGGCGCGGAGAAAGUUUGAAAAGUAUUUGAGGCGUUGUUUGCCGCAUACUACGGGA
This is a messenger RNA of Exophiala viscosa, 1255 nucleotides long. RefSeq lists its product as uncharacterized. The record is from RefSeq and is a predicted model, not a curated record. The transcript has a single exon. The coding region runs from base 90 to 908 and encodes 272 amino acids. Lineage: Eukaryota; Fungi; Ascomycota; Eurotiomycetes; Chaetothyriales; Herpotrichiellaceae.